AAAAGUUCAACCCAUCACAUGAUCCAUACCACUGUGUAGGCCAUAUUUGACAGAGGCUGAGUAGUGUGGUGUAGUGCGUGUGGAGUCUGGUGGGUGAUUGUUCAGAAAAUACUCAGCAAAAAUGGCGUUAGGAGAAGAUCGUCCAAUCUACGGCCCUUUCUUUGGAGUAAUGGGGGCUGCAUCUGCAAUAAUUUUCAGCUCUCUGGGAGCAGCAUACGGAACUGCGAAGUCCGGUACGGGUAUUGCAGCGAUGUCUGUAAUGCGACCAGAGCUGAUUAUGAAGUCUAUAAUCCCCGUUGUCAUGGCUGGUAUCAUCGCAAUUUACGGCUUGGUCGUAGCAGUAUUGAUAGCAGGAGCUCUUGAGGAGCCCGCCAGCUACACUUUAUUUAAGGGAUUUGUCCACUUGGGGGCAGGAUUGGCCGUCGGAUUUAGCGGGCUGGCAGCAGGAUUUGCUAUCGGCAUCGUAGGCGAUGCUGGAGUUAGAGGAACUGCUCAACAACCACGUCUGUUUGUAGGAAUGAUUUUGAUUCUCAUUUUCGCUGAGGUGUUAGGUCUUUAUGGACUUAUUGUCGCUAUCUACUUGUAUACCAAAUAAAUUGCCCUUUGGUAAACGUGUUUCCAUCAGUCAUCUGCAUGAAAGAUUUUGUUCGUGGAAGUCAUCUUAUUGUGAAUCAUGCCUUCAUUGUGAGUUGACUUCCUACAGCAGCCACCUCGUUUACAAUUUGACACUUGGAUGAAAAGUAGCACAAUGUAUGUAAUGUGGCAUAUUUCGAAAUUAGGCAGUUUGGUGCUUCAGUUUGAAAGAAGCAGCAGUUCGUUAACCCAUAAAUCAUCGGAUAAUUUUGUUACUUUGUAUAUACUCUAUGAAAACCUUUUUUUUUUGAAACUGUUUGAUGUAUAUAACUGUUGAAACUGCACAAUCGUUUUGUUUAAAACUGUGCUCGUAUCAAAAGUUGUAGAGAUUUUUUUUGCAAAAAGCUGCAGUGUUUUACAUGGGCAUGUUAAUUAUUUGGUGCAAAAUGGUAUUAAUGUUAUCGACUUUGAAAAAAUUGAAUAAAUAAAUUGUGGUGUCUUUAGUCAGGGUGUGAAAUAGCAUAGAAUCAUUAAGACUCAGUGAACGCGGUUUACAUUCCAUUAAGUCAUUAGGUGUUAAUUUAUCGUCACUGACAUUGCCAGGGAAGACAGUUACUUGAGGCAAUUUGUACAUGCUGAAGGACCUGUGAUAUUAUUUUACUUAUUGGUCCCUGGUAGUUUAAAAGUUCAGUAUUUAUAUUGGACACAAAUUCUGCCCCAGUUAUUGAUGCUGGUGUAGUAUUUGUGGCAACUGAUAUGGCAUGUUCUAUGAGAAAGGUCACCAGAGGAAAAUUGUGCCUGCCCAAGUAAUCUUUCUUUGAUAUGCAGACGUUGUUUGAAUCUCCACUAUACAUUAAGCAUAUGUGUGAAUAUGUAGUAUAGUGUGUGUGUGUGUGUGUGUGUGUGUGUGUGUGUGUGUGUGUGUCUCAGAAUGAUAUAGUCAAUGAAUUGUAUGUAUAGGUAGUGUAAUUUCAAACUGCAUCUUAUUUGUACAUGUUGGUAAUAGUGAAAAUGUAUUUAACUUGGGUGAAGGCUGAACAUUUUCAUUCCAGUAGUUGAGAUUAGAUUUUUUUGAAUGUAAAUAAAUCAAGAUUUCCUUGUAAAGUGCCCUUUUUAAUUUUUGUGUAAUUGGAGCCAUAUGGUCUUUUUUUUUCCAAAGUAAAGCCUUCAAAAUCCCUGUUCAGAGCAGUUAAGAUUUUAGCAUUGUACAAUAGUGUUAAAUUGAGACAGCAUUGGGAAUUGUGUAUGUGACAAUGCUUACUAAAAACAUUAGCAACUUUGUAUGAAAGUGUGAGCCGUUAAAUAUUGGAUACCUAACUGUUGUGUAAAUACAGACUACUUGGAAUUUAAA
This is a messenger RNA of Schistocerca serialis cubense, 1924 nucleotides long. It is a transcript of the gene Vha16-1, whose product is annotated as V-type proton ATPase 16 kDa proteolipid subunit c. Bases 122 to 595 code for a protein of 157 amino acids. The record is from RefSeq and is a predicted model, not a curated record. Gene Ontology annotation, cellular component: proton-transporting V-type ATPase, V0 domain. The transcript has 3 exons. Gene Ontology annotation, biological process: proton transmembrane transport. Lineage: Eukaryota; Metazoa; Arthropoda; Insecta; Orthoptera; Acrididae. Gene Ontology annotation, molecular function: proton-transporting ATPase activity, rotational mechanism.